UAACCAUCCUUCUCCAGGGCAGAAGGCAGAGGGGCAGCUGGGUGAAAGAGAUGAAACACAAAGUUGCAAACCAGGAUAGCUUGUUGCUUAAAAGCCCAGCAGCCUAGGAGAGAGAUCAAGAAUGAGAGAUGUCAUUGGUACCAGUGGGUUUGUUGAGGGCAUUUCAACAAAUGAAAUUCAAAGCAUGCAGGUGGGACAAGCAGACGCAUCUGAUUCUGAUGGACAUCUACCCAGCAAGCUGCAUAACUUCCUUAAAAAGAAUCUGCAAUCCCUGGGUGUAGCUCAGAUAAUGAUUGGUCUGAAAUGCUUCUUAGCUGGCAUCAUCGAGAUUUUUUUCUACUGGUACAUUAAGGACAGGAAUCUUUUAUUUUGCUUUUAUAUUGGCUACCCAUUCUGGGCUGGAGCGUCUUUCAUCAUGUCUGGAUCUUUGACCAUCUCAUGUACAAAAAAACAAACAAAAUUUCUGACUGGAGUGACUAUUGGAGCUAACAUUAUCAGCACACUACUUUCAAGCACUGGGAUAGUUCUUCUCUCAGUGAAUUUAGUUGAUGUAUUCUUAUCUGAAUGCUCAGAGUUACGUGAGUGUUCACUGAUUAAAACCUUUGUAAGUGUUAUCGUGAUCUUUCAAAUGAUAGUGACUUGUGUGCAAAUUUUUAUUUCCUUCUCACUCUGUGGGCUCACUUAUACUGUGCAUGGCAAUGAGAUCAGCUGGAUUUCUGCACUAAGUUGCUUGAUCAGAUCACAUUCUGAAGAUCCUUAUCAAGAUUUAUUGACUCAACCUGAAAUUUAUGAAGACUUAGCACUUCAAGAUAUAGAUCCUGUUCACUCUGAUCUGUGAGACACCAUCAUAAUCAUCUUUACCACACUGGGGCAUCUUGGAUCCAUGAUGGCAACCAAAGACAGAUUUUCUGUUAGGAAUCUCCUACAAAUACCCUCCUUCCCACAGAUUUCAUCAUGCAAUUUCUCUCUCUCUCUCUCUCUCACACACACACACACACACAC
This is a messenger RNA of Lontra canadensis (Northern American river otter), 1002 nucleotides long. Its product is annotated as high affinity immunoglobulin epsilon receptor subunit beta-like. The transcript has 7 exons. Gene Ontology annotation, cellular component: plasma membrane. Lineage: Eukaryota; Metazoa; Chordata; Mammalia; Carnivora; Mustelidae. The coding region runs from base 122 to 838 and encodes 238 amino acids. Gene Ontology annotation, biological process: cell surface receptor signaling pathway. The record is from RefSeq and is a predicted model, not a curated record.